Molecule: messenger RNA, 626 nt
Organism: Papilio machaon (common yellow swallowtail)
Lineage: Eukaryota; Metazoa; Arthropoda; Insecta; Lepidoptera; Papilionidae
Exons: 4
Coding region: 64-606 (180 amino acids)
Biological process (GO): sterol transport
Molecular function (GO): sterol binding
Source: RefSeq, a predicted model, not a curated record
UUCGAAUGAGUUAUAUUGACAGAGUAUCGCGUUAGAAUCAGAACGGGUCAGUUGAUAUUGAGAAUGCUCCGUGUUGUCGUGUUAUUGUGCGCCGCAGCCGCAGCGGUGACUGCGCAAACCACCACCGUCACACAAUGUACCCGCAACCCAGGCGAGUUGCCGGUGAACGCGCACGUGGAGGGAUGCCUGACACCGCCCUGCCUGCUGCCGCAGCUGCAAGACGCCGUCAUCAACGUCGUCUUCCGAGCCCCGCGCGUGCUGCGUUCUAUGACUACGAAGGCGACAGCGCUGCUGCAGUUGGGCGCCAUCACUCUGCCUGUGGAGUACAACCUGGCGGAGAACGCGGACACGUGCCGCUUCCUUACCAACACCUACUGCCCUCUGUUGGCCGGCGAGCUCGUCUCCUAUACACUGCGCAUGUACAUCGAGCCCUUCUUCCCGGUCGGCACGGCGCUGAACAUCGAGUUCCGUGUGGUGGACGAUUCGGAUGGACCGGUAUGGUGCAUCCGCUUGCCCAUACAGAUCGUGGCGCCUGUUGCCGCUCGCAGCGCACCUGCUACUGCACCGGCCACGUCUAACUCCACAAUCUCCAUACAUAAUAAUUAAAUAACAAUAAUGUUUUAUAA